ACGCUGCCUGACAGCGCGCGGAGGGAAAAAUCCGCGAGACCGCAGCGGGGGAAGAUGGCGGUGCUGGGGAAGAGUUUCCAAUCUUUGUGACUGGGCGAGUCGGGUAACUAUUCGGGUCAUGGCGUCAAACUCAACCAAGUCUUUCCUGGCCGAUGCCGGCUAUGGCGAACAGGAGCUGGACGCUAACUCCGCUCUUAUGGAACUGGACAAAGGUCUGAGGUCUGGCAAACUCGGGGAGCAGUGUGAAGCAGUGGUGCGCUUUCCCAGGCUUUUCCAGAAGUACCCAUUCCCUAUUCUCAUCAAUUCAGCAUUCCUAAAGUUAGCUGAUGUUUUCAGAGUUGGAAAUAACUUUCUGCGGCUGUGUGUUCUCAAAGUGACCCAGCAAAGUGAAAAGCACCUGGAGAAGAUUCUAAACGUGGAUGAGUUUGUGAAGAGGGUUUUCUCAGUGAUCCAUAGUAAUGACCCUGUGGCAAGAGCCAUCACUCUCCGGAUGUUGGGAAGUCUGGCAUCAAUCAUCCCUGAGAGGAAGAAUGCCCAUCACAGUAUCCGUCAGAGUUUGGAUUCCCACGAUAAUGUAGAAGUUGAAGCUGCUGUUUUUGCAGCUGCAAACUUCUCUGCACAGUCAAAGGAUUUUGCUGUGGGGAUCUGUAACAAAAUCAGUGAAAUGAUUCAAGGUUUAGCUACGCCAGUGGACCUGAAGCUGAAGCUGAUCCCCAUCCUGCAGCACAUGCACCAUGACGCUAUCCUGGCCUCCAGUGCCCGUCAGCUCUUACAGCAGCUCGUCACAUCCUAUCCCUCCACCAAAAUGGUCAUCGUGUCUCUGCACACGUUCACUCUGCUUGCGGCCUCCUCUUUGGUUGACACACCCAAGCAGAUUCAACUUCUGCUGCAGUAUUUGAAGAAUGACCCCAGGAAAGCUGUGAAGAGACUUGCUGUUCAGGACCUGAAGCUGCUUGCUAGUAAGACGCCACACACGUGGAGUAAGGAGAAUAUUCAGGCACUCUGUGAGUGUGCACUGCACACUCCUUAUGACAGCUUGAAACUAGGGAUGUUGUCUGUCCUCUCCACACUGUCAGGGACCAUUGCCAUUAAACAUUACUUCAGUGUAGUUCCAGGAAAUGUAGGCUCUUCCCCCAGAUCUUCUGAUUUAGUCAAAUUAGCCCAAGAAUGCUGUUACCAUAGCAACAGGGGCAUCGCAGCUCAUGGAGUGAGAGUGCUAACUAAUAUAACUGUAUCUUGUCAAGAAAAAGAUCUCUUGUCACUGGAGCAAGAUGCUGUCUUUGGCCUGGAAUCCCUUCUGGUGCUUUGUAGUCAAGAUGACAGUCCAGGUGCUCAAGCCACUGUGAAGAGUGCUCUCAGCUGUAUGGUGAAGCUGGCCAAGGGCCGGCCCCAUCUGAGCCGCUCAGUGGUUGACACUCUGCUAACUCAGCUGCACAGCUCUCAGGAUGCUGCCCGGGUCCUCAUGUGCCACUGCCUGGCAGCCGUUGCCAUGCAGCUCCCAGUACUGGGUGACGGAAUGCUUGGUGACCUCGUGGAGCUCUACAAGGUGAUUGGACGAUCAGCCACAGACAAGCAACAGGAACUUCUGGUAAGUUUGGCUACUGUGAUUUUUGUAGCCAGCCAGAAAGCCUUGUCUGCGGAGGUGAAGGCAGUAAUCAAGCAGCAGCUUGAAAGCGUCUCCAGUGGGUGGACCGUGUACCGGAUUGCCAGGCAGGCUUCCAGAAUGGGCAACCAUGACAUGGCGAGAGAGCUUUACCAGAGUUUGCUGACGCAGGUCGCAUCAGAACACUUCUACUUCUGGCUGAACAGUCUGAAGGAGUUCUCACAUGCAGAGCAGUGUCUGACUGGGCUGCAGGAGGAUAGCUUCAGCUCAGCACUUUCCUGCAUUGCUGAGUCUCUGAAAUUCUACCACAAAGGGAUUGCCUCCUUAACAGCUGCCAGCACACCACUGAAUCCUUUAAGCUUUCAGUGUGAAUUUGUAAAACUCAGGAUCGAUCUUCUCCAAGCCUUCUCCCAACUAAUUUGCACUUGUAACAGCCUAAAGACAAGCCCUCCCCCUGCGAUUGCCACGACCAUUGCCAUGACCUUGGGAAAUGACCUUCAGAGGUGUGGUCGGAUCUCCAAUCAGAUGAAGCAGUCCAUGGAAGAAUUCCGAGGCCUUGCUUCCCGGUACCGUGAUCUCUAUCAGGCAUCCUUUGAUGCAGACUCGGCAACCCUGAGGAAUGUAGAACUGCAGCAGCAGAGCUGCUUACUAAUGUCUCAUGCCAUAGAAGCCCUGGUUUUGGAUCCUGAGUCAGCAAGCUUCCAGGAGUAUGGGUCCACAGGCACUGCCCAUGCCGACAGUGAGUAUGAGAGAAGAAUGAUGUCUGUAUACAGUCACGUCCUCGAGGAGGUGGAGUCGCUUAACCGGAAGUAUGCCCCAGUUUCCUACAUGCACACAGCAUGCCUCUGCAAUGCCAUCAUCGCUUUGCUGAAAGUUCCUCUUUCGUUUCAGAGAUACUUCUUCCAGAAACUACAGUCUACUAGCAUCAAGCUUGCUCUGUCACCUUCUCCUCGGAACCCUGCAGAGCCCAUUGCUGUACAGAACAACCAGCAGCUGGCAUUAAAGGUAGAAGGCGUUGUUCAGCAUGGGUCUAAACCAGGACUGUUCCGCAGAAUUCAGUCUGUGUGUCUGAAUGUUUCUUCCACUCUACAGAGUAAAUCCGGCCAAGACUAUAAGAUUCCCAUUGACAGCAUGACCAAUGAGAUGGAGCAGAGGGUUGAGCCACAUAAUGAUUACUUCAGCACCCAGUUUCUGUUGAACUUUGCUGUCCUUGGAACACACAGCAUUACAGUAGAGUCAUCAGUGAGAGAUGCCAAUGGCAUCAUCUGGAAGACUGGCCCCAGAACUACCAUGUUUGUCAAGUCCCUGGAAGACCCCUAUUCCCAGCAGAUUCGCCUGCAGCAGCAGCAAGCCCAGCAGCCUUUGCAGCCUCAGCCACAGCCUCGCAGUGCCUACACCCGCUUUUAGCUGUGCUACAGGAAUACUGCUGCCACACUGCACAGCCAUCAGCCUACAAGAAGAGUCUUCUCAUCAUGUGUGUUAAGUGUAAAUGUUACAGUGCGAAAUCCAGGACUCGAUGAUUUCUGUAAUGUAGCAUUCUGGUGAUUUUUUUUUUUUCUUAAAAAUUUAGUGUAAGAAAUAACUUGGCUCUUAGCCCAGAAGGUGCAUUUUUUUCCAUUUCUUAAGCGCAGUCUUCUGUCCUACACUUAGCAUUUUUGUUGUAUUCUUUGUGGUUGACGAGCUUUUCUUCUUCCAAGAAUAGUCAUAGGUCAUUGGUAAAUUUGACUAUGUCUCUACCAGGAUUAUUGUGCUGACUGGCCCAGGCCUGGGGUUUAAGGUAGGCAGAGGGAAGUAUUGUCGAGUCCCUGCAGUGCUCCACCAGGGCUGGAGAGUAAGCAGCACCUACCUUCUGGUCUUUGGGAGCCUGUGGUCCACAGGCUCAGAAUCCUGCUUUUUUUGUUGGCACCUCUUACCCUCCUUCUCCUGUGAAUAAGUUCAUGGAACUUGUCCCAGUUUGCAGGUGUCUGCAGCACGCCAGACAGGGCCUGUUAGUUUAUUGUUUUGGUCUUUAAUUGAGCCCCCCAAAACAAACAAUCAAACAAAGAAAAACCAAACAGCUCACAGCUACUUAGAAAAGUUGGAAAUGAAUGGUGGUGUUUUUUUCUGGUGUGUGACUAGUGUGGACUUCUUACAUUUUUUUCUACAAAUAGAAUAUGGUUCACAUAUGUCUUCCUGUUUGUUAUGGGGACAGAUCCUUCCCUCUGGUUUCUACUAGAUGAGGUAUUGACUCUACACCUGAUGUCUAGACAGCAGUCUCCGGGCCAUAACCUCAACUGGGAUGCUCAGGGAACAGACUCUGGUGAGCCAGAAAAGCCCUUUUUCUACUUCAGUCAUGGUUGGAGACUAUAUGACAGCACACUUAUUCCAGGUUUGAUUUAACUUUGACCAUGGCCGCUCAGUGCUUACAGACCACAGUUAAUAGACAGGAUGAACUGAACAUGCUGACAGGCGGGGGGGUGGGGGGGGGGGUGGCUGCUAAGGGCAUGGGCCCUGGAUUUCCCUGUGUAAAUAAAUCUCCUAAUUUCUU
Molecule: messenger RNA, 4130 nt
Organism: Arvicanthis niloticus (Nile rat)
Lineage: Eukaryota; Metazoa; Chordata; Mammalia; Rodentia; Muridae
Gene: Ints7
Product: integrator complex subunit 7
Biological process (GO): snRNA 3'-end processing
Cellular component (GO): integrator complex
Source: RefSeq, a predicted model, not a curated record